Molecule: messenger RNA, 4650 nt
Organism: Pseudophryne corroboree (corroboree frog)
Lineage: Eukaryota; Metazoa; Chordata; Amphibia; Anura; Myobatrachidae
Gene: KDM7A
Product: lysine demethylase 7A
Exons: 21
Coding region: 57-2897 (946 amino acids)
Biological process (GO): protein demethylation; regulation of transcription by RNA polymerase II
Molecular function (GO): transcription coregulator activity; histone demethylase activity
Source: RefSeq, a predicted model, not a curated record
CGCUCGGCUCCGUGCUGUGUGUGUGUGAUGUCUGGGCUAGAGAGUGGAUUUUAAAGAUGGCCGGAGCGGCUCCCGUCUACUGUGUCUGCCGGCAGCCGUACGAUGUGAGCCGGUUCAUGAUCGAGUGCGACAUCUGCAAGGACUGGUUCCAUAGCAGCUGUGUAAAAGUUGAGGAGCAUCAGGCGGCUGAUAUUGACCUCUACCAUUGUCCAAAUUGUGAGGUACUUCACGGACCCUCCCAGUUGAAGAAGAGAAGGAGCUGGCAUCGACAUGAUUACACGGAGGCAGAUGAUGGUUCAAAGCCAGUCCAGGCUGGAACGAGGACUUUCGUACAGCAGCUGCGAGCGCGAUCCUUCCCCAGCGCCGAUGAGAUUCUGUUGCGGAUGAAUGGCAGCCAGCUGACGCAGAGGUACUUGGAAAAGCAUGGAUUUAAUCAACCGAUUAUGGUGCCGCAGCUGGACGACCUAGGUCUCAGACUACCACCUCCCAAGUUCUCAGUGAUGGAUGUGGAGCGCUGUGUCGGUGGGGACAAGAUCAUUGAUGUCAUCGAUGUGGCGCGGCAAGCCGACAGCAAGAUGAAGCUGCGGAACUUUGUGAAAUACUUUAUGAACCCCGAGCGACCCAAAGUAUUAAAUGUCAUCAGCCUGGAGUUCUCAGACACCAAGAUGGCGGAUCUGGUUAAAGUGCCAGACAUCAGUAAAAAACUUUCUUGGGUAGAGAACUACUGGCCUGAUGACUCUGUCUUCACAAAGCCCUUUGUUCAGAAGUAUUGCCUGAUGGGGGUGGAAGACAGCUACACCGACUUUCACAUAGACUUCGGUGGCACCUCUGUCUGGUAUCACGUCCUGUGGGGGGAGAAGAUCUUCUACUUGAUAAAGCCCACAGACGAGAACCUGGCACUGUACGAAUCGUGGAGCUCCUCGGUUACCCAAAGCGAGGAGUUCUUUGGGGACAAGGUGGACAACUGUUACAAGUGUGUGGUGAAGCAGGGGCACACACUCUUUGUACCAACAGGCUGGAUUCACGCUGUCCUCACGUCUCAGGAUUGCAUGGCCUUUGGCGGGAACUUUCUGCACAACCUAAACAUUGGCAUGCAACUCAGGUGUUAUGAGAUGGAAAAAAGGCUGAAGACCCCUGAUCUCUUCAAGUUCCCUUUUUUUGAGGCUAUUUGUUGGUUUGUGGCCAAAAAUCUACUUGAAACAUUGAAAGAGCUAAGAGAAGAUGGUUUCCAUCCUCCAAACUAUUUAAAGCACGGCGUGAAAGCGUUAAUUACUGCUCUGAAGAGCUGGAUGAAAAAAGAGUCUGUAGCAGAACAUGCGUUUGAGAUCCCAGAGAACAUCAGACCCGGGAAUCUUAUUAAAGAGUUAUCUAAAGUGAUUCGCUCUGUUGAGGAAGAAGGGAGCAAGCCAGUCAAAUCUCAGGGAAUCCACGGGCUGUGCCCGCUCUCCCGUUCCUCACACGAGAAGUCGUCGCAUCUCUCCAGGCGGAAAGCCAGGCAGCUGCGAGACCAUUCCAACAAAGCCCCCUCGAACCUAGAUAUCCUGGAGCAUCACACCAGGGAGGUGCUGAAAAGGUUGGAAAUGGCUCCGUGGGAAGAGCCCUCCUGUCAAUCUUACUCAUGUGUAAUAGUCCCUUCCCAAUACAAGUGCUUGGAGGAGUGGCCUAGUGGCAAAGGGCGGACAUGGCUGGUCCUAAAAGAUGAGAGAACGCAGGACGUGGGCACUUAUAAGUUGAAUUUGAAAUUUAAUAAAUCACUACAACCUUCUUCGACUGUGCCUGACCGGAAAACGAAAGAUAACAACUUUCGCUUGCUUCUGUCUAACGGGAGGAUAAUAAGAGAUGAAAGACAGCCGUUCACCGACCGGAGUCUGUACACUGCGGACAGUGAGGAUGAAGACGACCGAGGGAGGUCGAAAAAAACAAAGGCGAUUAAAAUAGAGCAGCCACGCCCCAGUUCGGAGGCGGAUGACAAAGCAGAGAUUCAGAAACCACUAAAUAUGUUUUUUGAAAGUGUCAAAUCGGAGCUCAGGAACGGAACCUCAGAAUAUUCCGAUAUUUCUGAUUCUGAAGGAUCCAAUUCCAGUUGCACUAACCAGCAGAAAGACUCCUCGGAGGAUUCGGACAGCUCAGGUGAUGACCAGGAACACACUGCAAGCGUUAAGGAAGAGGACACCGGGUCAACCUGUGGUGAUGAUGAACGUUACUGGUCCGCUAGUGAAAGGGCAGAGAAAAGGGAACGUCCGAGCUCCACCAGCAUGGAGGAGGAUGCGAUUGAGGGUAUGCUUUCCAUGGCCGCUUUGCACUACUCUUCUGGAUCGCCCGCCGAGGUGAAAAGCACGGGCUACAAUCUGGAUCAUAUUUAUCCUCAGCUGCGCAUCAAAUUGUCUCAGGAGAAGCUGGAUUCCGAAGAACCGAAAUUGCUGAACAACGGUCACCAUGGGAAAGAUGACGACGACGACCUGUCCACUUCAGAAUGGAUGAGUCAGAGAGAUUCCUCUUAUAGGUCAAAUGCUCAGGAUUACUGUAACAUUGUAAAAGCUCAGAGGCGGGAACAUUCUACCGAGUCCAGCAGGAACCAUCACAAGAUUAAACGCUAUUCUGAGAGCGAUGGCUGGGACUCCCCGAGGUACCAGCCUGAGAAAUACGACCAGGAGUCCAGUUUGAGUCCCGGCGACUGUCACCUGAGCGAAGGCAGCCUGAGUCCAGACAGGAUAUAUGGAGACCCCUCGCCAACUGUGCCCCUGCACCCUACAAAGAGACCUGCCUCAAACCCACCCCCUAUUAGUAACCAGGCAACAAAAGGUAAACGGCCAAAGAAGGGCAUGGCAACAGCCAAGCAACGCCUCGGCAAAAUCUUGAAGCUCAACCGACAUGACCAUGCACGCUUCUUUGUUUGACGACCUACAUUUCUUGCUUUUUACUUCAUGCAUAUUACAGUAUUGAGGAAAGCGUAGGCCUGGAGCCUUUUGCCUUCCAUUUACCAAGGGUGGACCUACAAGUUCCACACCAAACACUGCCUGAUGAACAAAGAUUUUUUUUAUUUUAUUUUUAAUGCUCUUUUGGUUGGUUUUUUUUUUUUUUUACGCUUUCACUGUGCCACACCCACUCAGCAAUAACUGGAGGAUAAUUUCCAAUCAGAAUUCUUGCGUGGUAGUCGGAGCCCUUCUAACUUUGGGUAUGGAUUUGGAAUAGAAUUUGCUCUUCUGAUUUUUCUCUGAAUUUAUUUCUCUUUGUGCAGCUGGGAGUGGUGUGGGAGUAGGGCACUGCGGGUGCUUUUGGGAAGGGGAGGGGGUGUUCAAUAAUUUAUUGCAAACAGAUUUCUAAAUGAUUUUUUGCUCCUAGAACAAAAAAAAUCAUUUUUUUUUAUUAUUUAUUUCAGAUAUUGUUUUUGUAGGGUCUUUUUAAUUUUUGGAUUUUAAGCAAUGUGAAUUUUUUUAUUUUUUUAUUUUUGUGUAUGUUUUUGUGUGGUGAAAGGGAGGGCCACACAUUUGGGGAGAUUUCUCGCUUUCUUUUACUUGAUAUUCAGGAUGUAGUCUUAAACAGGGAUUUGAUGCGUUUUUAUUUUAUUUGUUUUGUAAAUUAAGACAUUAAUAUGAAAUCUAUUUUUAUUUUUCAAAUUUUUUUGCUUGUUUUUGUUUAUUUUUGGCGCCUUUUUAUUUUUUUCCUUUAAAAAAAAAAAAAAUUAUGUAAGCUAUUGGCAGUGUCUCAGCCAAGAAAAAAGUAAACACUGUAUUUUAUUAAUAGGUGGGAGUCGAUCUUUUUCUGGAGAUCCCUCCAUGCUCUUCCUGGAAGAUAUAAGGGCUAAGCUAACUUUGGCAUUUGAGGUUUCUGCUUUUUUACCAGUUGUUUUUUAGUCUACUAUUCAUGGUUUUUAUCCUAGUUUCUCCCAACACUGAUAGAGACAUUGGUUUGGUGCUAGAAAGAAAGAUUUUGUAUGCCACAGAAGCUAUUUCAAAUUAUCUGCAUCUUUUCUUUGCUACUUAAAAACUUUUUAGCAAAUGCUCCUCCAUAAAAUACUGCGCACUGACUUGAUACUGAAAUGCAACGUUUUGAAAUUGUCUGGCCGGUAAAUUGAAUCUACUUUAUAAGGAGGAAUUAUUUUUGUUCAUAACCUUGGCUUAAUUUUUGUUUUAAUGUAAAAUCUGUAUGUUUCUGUUGUGCUUAUUUUUUAUUUCAAAAGAAAAAAAAAAGGAAGAAAAAGCUUUAACUCCAUGAUAUAGACAUCAUUUUAAAUAAGCAGCCUUUCACUAAAACCACGUGGAUCUCAGGGUAAUUGAAUUUGGAAGUUGGCAUAGAGGUGCCAGGUACCUGUGUUCAGGUUGUGUCAGCCCCAUCACCAAUCUUCCAUACCCCCCACCCCUACUUGACAUUAAAAUGUUCUAGCAGUGGCUCACGGAAGAAAAGGACUGUUAUACACUGAGCCUACUUCAUUUGUAGAACUCUUUUAUUUUUAUUUUUUUGUAUUGUGUGUUUUUAUUUCCAUUUGAUUUUUAUUUUUUUUGUGUCUCUAUAUUUAUGCAUCCAUUCAGUCCCCUUUCUGUGCCAGUCUCUGCAAUUGCAAGCAAAAAUGCCAGUUUUGAUUCUCUUGUACAUAAAGCCGAUUCUAGAUUUUUGUAUUUCUUGUAAUAUAAAAUUAAAUAUUUAACACUU